UACUGAGAAGUUUAUGAAGCAGCGUUGUCAACCUAACCAAUAUAAAUCACAAAGUCAUCCAAGAAGAUAUAAAGUCCCAGGCAACUGUGAGCUUGUGAAAGAGGAAGCUCUUGCAGAAGCACCAAAGAACACAGAGCACUGACUUCUACACAGAACGCAGCAGAAACACAUUUGCACCCAUAAAAUCAUGACUGAAGACUCUGUGUGGAAUGAUACUGAAUCCAUCCGACGGGAAGAUUCGAUCAUGGGUUCGAGUAAUAAGGAUGACAAAGGCAACCUGGGACCUGACCCACUCUCUCCCAUUAGCCACCACAAGUUCCCAUUGGCUGUGCCGCACAAUCCCAAGGACAUCUGGAAGAAAGGCGGGCGUGUCUUCUCUGUCCUGCUGGCUAUCAAUUUGGUGCUGCUGUCCUGCACCUUGGUCAGUGGUGGGGCCUUUGAGGAAGUCCACGUGUAUGACUAUGAUGUCUUUUUCAUGCUCACCAUUGUGAUGGUGAUCACCAUUGCCUGGAUGCUUUUCUACCUCCUCAACACCUCCAGGCAUCAGAAUGCUAUCCUUUGUAAGGACUCUCAUGCAGGACCCAUCUGGCUAAGAGGAGGCUUGGCCUUUUUUGCAAUCCUCACAUUGGUGAUGGGUGUCUUUAAGACAGGAUAUUACUCCAGCUUCUCCCACUGCCUAUCAGCCAUAAAAAUCACCUAUCCAAUCGUACAGGCUCUGUUUGUGAUAAUCCAGACCUACUUUCUGUGGGUUUCUGCUAAAGACUGUGUACAUGUACAUUUGGAUGUUACCAGAUGUGGCUUGAUGCUCACCUUGACCACCAACCUAGCAGUGUGGAUGUCGGCAGUAACAGAUGAGUCAGUCCAUAAAGCACAAAUGAAGUUGCCAAACAGUACACACAGAAUUGCUGGGAUGAAAGCUGGUUCAACCAAAUGUCCUUGUAGCGGUAAGCUCUGCAAGAUCUUCCAGGAUGGCUAUUAUUGGUUGUACCCUUUCAACAUUGAGUACAGUCUCUUUGCUUCUGCCAUGGUCUAUAUCAUGUGGAAGAAUGUUGGCCGCCUCAUAGACCAGCACACCAACCAUAUCCACCAUCUGAAGUUCAAGUUUUUCAAAGGGACUUACUUUUUGGGUGUCAUUACGGGACUCUUGAUAGUGAUGCUUGGCCUCGCAGUCCUGAUUGUGUAUGAGAUUCGGGUAAAUAUGCACCUUGAUAGUAAAGCUAAGAAUGAGGCACUCUCCAUAUAUUACAUCUUCAACAUCAUUUGCCUGAGCUUGACAUCCCUCGCUUCCAUUGGAGGCUCCAUUGUUUAUAGAUUUGACAAGAGAGUCAUGGACCAUGACAAGAACCCAACUAGAACUUUGGAUGUAGCCUUAUUGAUGGGUGCAGCCUUGGGACAAUAUGCAAUUUCCUAUUACUCUAUUGUAGCCAUUGUGGCCAACAAGACAUCCAGAGAUCAAAUAAGUGCCCUCAACUUGAGCUACUCCUUGCUGAUGAUUGCCCAACACACUUUCCAGAAUAUUUUUAUUAUUGAAGGCCUCCAUCGACAGCCGCCUGAGGAGGAAGACAAAACUGACCCUCAGCAGGACAUUUAUGGACUCACAUUUGUCAAUGUGAAUGCUGUAUCCCUCUGUGUCCCCGAGAGUGCGUUACCAUCUGCUACACCUCCAGCAUUAGCAAUUCAGUCCUCUUCUGAAGUAACGCAGUCCAUAAAAGUCUCUAAGAAAAUGCACUGGAGGAGAAGAUUCUUGAAAGAGAUCUCAUUAUUCCUGCUCCUGUGUAAUGUAAUUCUCUGGAUCAUGCCAGCAUUUGGAGCCCGACCACAGUUUGAUAACACCCAGGAGCGUAGGUUCUAUGGCGACUCUAUGUGGGCUGCCAUUGUGGACAUCUGCCUGCCCUUCGGCAUUUUCUACAGGAUGCAUGCUGUGGCCAGCCUUCUGGAGGUUUACAUUAUGUCUUAA
Messenger RNA from Hemicordylus capensis (graceful crag lizard), 1957 nucleotides. It is a transcript of the gene OTOP2, whose product is annotated as otopetrin 2. Gene Ontology annotation, cellular component: membrane. Bases 188 to 1957 code for a protein of 589 amino acids. The transcript is spliced from 7 exons. NCBI's taxonomy places the organism in Eukaryota, Metazoa, Chordata, Lepidosauria, Squamata, Cordylidae. The record is from RefSeq and is a predicted model, not a curated record. Gene Ontology annotation, molecular function: proton channel activity. Gene Ontology annotation, biological process: proton transmembrane transport.